AUUUGUGAUAUGUGUACUGUAGUGUGAUAACGCUGUUGGCCUUACAGAGUUACAAUUCUAUGAGCGUGCGUGCGUGAUUUUCUGCAGUUUCAUUCGUUUGUCACGUAUGACAUUGCUGUGAGUCUUUUGCUGCAGCUUUUUUUCUUCCGUCUUGCGAUCCAUUUGAUCCUUAAGCGCGCCCUCACACACACAAUGGCGUUGUACAGACUUGUGGGUAUCUCGAACGAAAUGUCGCUGAUCAACGUCAAGCGAGCCCUGACAACAGGCCGGAGGUUGUUAAGUCAAGAUAUUAAACAUACUUCAUCAAAAGUUAUUGAUGAUAUUUUAGUUAUAACAUUAAACACCCCAAACUCAAAAGUAAACUCCUUGUCUCAUGAUGUAAUGGAUGAAUUACAAACUAAUUUAAACAAAGCGAGCCAAGAUCCAUCAAUUAAAGGAAGUGUUAUAAUAUCUGGUAAACCUAACUGUUUCAUUGCUGGUGCUGAUAUAUCUAUGCUACAAGCAUGUCGUACUGCUGAAGAAGUUCACAAAAUAUCCCAUGAUGGUCAAAACAUACUUAAUCAAGUUGAAAAAUCAACAAAACCAGUAGUAGCAGCUAUAAUGGGAUCGUGUUUAGGAGGAGGUCUUGAAGUUGCAAUGGCUUGUCAUUACCGAAUUGCUGUAAAAAGUAAAAACACUGCUCUUGGCCUGCCUGAAGUUAUGUUAGGAUUAUUACCCGGUGGUGGUGGUACUCAACGUUUACCAAAAUUAGUAGCUAUGCCUACUGUAUUAGAUAUGGCUCUAACUGGUAAAUCAUAUAGAGCUGAUAAAGCAUUAAAAGUUGGUUUGAUUGAUCAACUUGUAACUCCUCUUGGGCCUGGUUUAAGCACCCCAACAGAAAGAACAUUAGAGUAUUUAGAAGAAAUUGCUAUCGAUGCAGCCAAAAAAUUAGCUGCUGGUCAUAAAUUAACAAAAAGAAAUAAGAACAAGACUUUGAUAGAUAAAGUAAUUGAUUUAGCAUUACAACAAGAAUGGCUACGAGAAAAAUUUUUUGACAGUGCUAAGGGCAAGGUUUUAAAAAUGACCGGAGGUCUAUAUCCUGCUCCAUUAAAAAUAAUUGAUGUCAUCAAAACUGGAAUUGCUCAUGGCACUACAAAAGGAUAUGCUGCAGAGAGUAAUGGUUUUGCUGAAUUAGCUAUGACACCACAAAGCAAAGGUUUAAUUGGAUUAUUUCAAGGCCAAACUGAAUGCAAAAAAAACAAAUUUGGAGAGCCUAAAGUGGCUUUAAAAACUGUUGGUGUUCUUGGUGCUGGAUUAAUGGGUGCUGGAAUAGCUCAUGUGACUGUUGAUAAAGGUCUACAAGUAAUACUUAAAGACACAAACAAAGAGGGUCUUGCUAAAGGUAUUGCACAAAUUGAAAAAGGUCUUACUGGUGCAGUUAAACGCAAGAAAUUAACUGCGAUAGAAAAAGACAGAUAUGUAUCUGACUUGACAAGUACAUUAUCGUAUGAAUCUUUUUCAAAAGCUGAUAUUGUCAUCGAAGCAGUAUUUGAAAAUAUAAAAAUAAAGCAUCAAGUUAUUAAAGAGCUUGAACAAGUUGUACCAAAACACUGUAUUAUUGCAACUAACACAAGUGCCAUACCAAUUGGGAAAAUAUCAGAGGGUAGUAGCCGUCCUGAAAAUGUUAUUGGAAUGCAUUAUUUCUCUCCCGUUGAUAAAAUGCAACUUUUAGAAAUUAUAACGACUGAUAAGACUUCAAAAGAAACGGCUGCAGCUGCCGUAUCCUUAGGUUUAAAACAAGGAAAAAUUGUAAUUGUAGUAAAAGACGGCCCAGGAUUCUAUACUACACGAAUUUUGAGUACCAUGUUAUCAGAAGCCAUGCGAUUAUUGCAGGAAGGGGUAAAUCCAAAACAAUUAGAUACAAUUACUAAAAGUUUUGGAUUCCCGGUCGGUGCUGCAACAUUAUCAGAUGAAGUUGGUAUUGAUGUUGGUUAUCAUAUAGCAACUGAUUUAGCAAAGGUGUUUGGGGAACGAUUCAGUGGUGGUGAUCUUAAUGUUUUAAAAAGCAUGGUGGAUAGUGGCUUCUUAGGAAGAAAAUCUGGUAAAGGUUACUUUGUGUACAAAGCUGGUACUAAAAGUAGACCAGAAAAUACUGAAGCUAUCAGUUUGUUGGAAAAUUUCAAGCUUCAACCCAUAGGUGAACAAUCUGUUGAAAAUCAACAACUACGUAUGGUAUCCAGAUUUGUAAAUGAGGCAGUUUUAUGUUUGGAAGAAUCAAUUCUUAAUAGCCCGACUGAAGGUGAUAUUGGUGCUGUGUUUGGUCUUGGAUUUCCUCCGUUUUCUGGUGGUCCAUUCAGAUGGGUUGAUUGGUAUGGUGCUGAUAAGCUUGUGUCAAAAAUGCAAACAUUCCAAAACGAUUAUGGUCUACCAUUUAAACCUUGUCAAUUAUUGUUAGAUCACGCUAAGGAUAAAUCCAAAAAGUUUUAUCCAUCUUAAGUGAAGAUCAACUGUAUAUUAAUUCUUAAGAAUCCAAAAAUGGAUUUGAUUUUCUAAAUUUAUAUUUAAAAGCUUAAUAAUAAAUACACUAAGAGAUGGAAUACGUAUGUACUCGUAUGCUCGUUAUUUUUUUUAAAUUGUUGGUGAUUUCAAGUGUUAAAAUAUCUCAGCGAUUAUUAUAUAUUUAUUAUUUUAUUGAUUUCAAGUUUUGUUUGAAUAAUGCCUAUAUAAAAUAUAUUUUUUCAAAAAUAUGUGUACUUUAUAUUUUUAUUUUGUUAUGUUUAUUAAAAAACAGCAAUCGUAAGUACUUGCUAUCUUUAUUUUGUAUACAUAAGGAAUUUUUAGAGCAAAUUAAAUUAAAUAUUUAUAGGUUUUUAGUGUAUAACUAGUUUUUAGGAAUCAGGGUUCAAAGUCCAAACUUAUUUUUUAUGUUGAUUUUCAACAAUACAUGUUUGAAUCAACAAAACUAAUAUAUAUUUUUUUAAUAACUUGA
Messenger RNA from Acyrthosiphon pisum (pea aphid), 2968 nucleotides. RefSeq names its product monolysocardiolipin acyltransferase Mtpalpha (gene Mtpalpha). The coding region runs from base 193 to 2475 and encodes 760 amino acids. The transcript is spliced from 12 exons. Gene Ontology annotation, cellular component: mitochondrion; mitochondrial fatty acid beta-oxidation multienzyme complex. Gene Ontology annotation, molecular function: NAD+ binding; long-chain (3S)-3-hydroxyacyl-CoA dehydrogenase (NAD+) activity; enoyl-CoA hydratase activity. Lineage: Eukaryota; Metazoa; Arthropoda; Insecta; Hemiptera; Aphididae. The record is from RefSeq and is a predicted model, not a curated record. Gene Ontology annotation, biological process: fatty acid beta-oxidation.